Plasmodium relictum is the source of this 645-nucleotide messenger RNA. RefSeq names its product conserved Plasmodium protein, unknown function. The coding region runs from base 1 to 645 and encodes 214 amino acids. The record is from RefSeq and is a predicted model, not a curated record. Lineage: Eukaryota; Apicomplexa; Aconoidasida; Haemosporida; Plasmodiidae. The transcript has 6 exons.
AUGAAAAACUUAAAUCAUAAAGUUGUUUCAGAAGAUUUUUACGACAAACAAAAUACAAUUUCUGUGCUCAAUAAUAUAUUUAUAUACUCAAUUAUUGUUGGGUCUUGUUUAAUAAAGUUUCCUCAAAUAAUAAAAAUUAUUAAUAACAAAAACGUUGUUGGUAUAUCAUUUGUAACGAUAUAUUUAGAGUUAUUUAUAGCAAGUUCGUUAAUAGCAUUUUCCAUAAAAGAAAAUAUAAAUAUUAAAUUAUUCCUUGAUGUUAUUCUAAUAAACACACAAAAUAUCUUUAUAGUAUUAUUAAUGUGGAGAUAUAGCAAUAAAUAUUCAAAAUUUACUAAAUUCAUUAAAAUUUGUUUUUAUGUAUUCUUGAAUUUAUACUUGAUUUUUGGUUUACCAAAUGUGCUUGUUCCUUUUUUAGGCCUUGUAUCAGCUCCAAUAAGUUGUUUUUCAAAAAUACCACAAAUUUAUUUAAAUCAUAAAAAUAAAAAUACAGGAAAUUUAUCUCUUAUAACAUUUUUUUUUGUUUUUUUGGGAAACUUAGCAAGAAUAUUUACUAUAUUUUUUAGCUCAAAUAACAAAAUUUAUUUAGUUAACUGUAUUUUUAUCUGCACUUUAAAUUUGACAAUUUUGCUUCAAGUAAGAUAA